Messenger RNA from Gadus morhua (Atlantic cod), 1612 nucleotides. RefSeq names its product putative nuclease HARBI1. Bases 1 to 1029 code for a protein of 342 amino acids. NCBI's taxonomy places the organism in Eukaryota, Metazoa, Chordata, Actinopteri, Gadiformes, Gadidae. The record is from RefSeq and is a predicted model, not a curated record. The transcript has 3 exons.
AUGUACUGCAGGAUCAAUCCGACGGUUCCUGUCCUGGACCGUUAUUUUAAUGGCCAGGACAUCAAAACGGAUUUCCGAUUGGGCAGGGAGGCCCUGGCAGUGCUGCUGGACCUUCUCGGCCAGGAGAAGGUCCAGCACCAUGGAUGGGGUGCCACCUUUGAGACCCUGGUGUUUCUAUUCUGGCUGGCUAUUGCUGUAACAAGUAAAUGUCCUGUGUGGGAUAAUAAAGUUGAUCUUAUCCUAUCCUAUCUUAAGGUCAUCCACCUCCCGAAGACCCCUGAAGACCUGGUGGCAGUGACCAAUGGGUUUGCAGGGCUGGCAAGACACCGCGCUUUUGGGAAAGCAGCGGGAGCAAUCGACGGCUGCCAUGUCCGUAUCAAGCCACCGAGCGGCCCUGAUGGUCACUGCUACAGGAACGGGAAACUGUUUUCCUCCAUAAUUCUGCAGGCUGUUUGUGACCAUCAGGGCCGCUUCCUUGAUACGUACGUGGGCUGGCCUGGGUCAGUCCAUGACUCCAGAGUCCUCCGCCACAGCCCACUGUAUAGGUCACUCUACCCUCCUCCAGGGCACUUCAUCCUUGCAGACGGCGGGUACCCUUGCCUCCAACACCCACUACCCCUCAUCACUCCCUACAAGAGGCCAGUGCGAGGUGUGGGAGCCCAGCGCUUCAACUGGCAUCAUUCCAGGGCACGCUCCAUUAUAGAGCGUGCUUUUGGAAUGAUGAAGACCAGGUUCAGGGCCAUCUUCCUGCAAGCGCUGGAGGUGCACCACACCUUCGUACCUCACGUCAUAACAGCAUGUGCCAUCCUCCACAACAUCUGCCUUGGGGCCGAUGACAUCAUGGCCCCAGAGGAGGAGCCUGAGGACGAUGUAGAGGAGGAUGAGGGGGGCGAUGGUUUGGAGGCAGUCAGUUGUGCUCCCUGGCGGGACCAGCUGUCUGCAGAGGUGUCUGCCCUGGAGGAGGCCCCCCCUGACCACCAAUAUAUACAGGCAAGUAAUAUAAUUGAAAAGCUAUUUCUAUUUAUUUAAAAUGUUUUGUAGAAUAGUUUUACCCGUUCAAAUAAUUUGUGGCAAGAUUUCUUUUGUCAAAAUAAGGUUGUGUAGUAUUUAGUAUGCACUCUUAUUCUUGCCCUUUUCCAAAUAUAUUUUAGUGACAUGGCAGCCGUCGAUUGAGUCAGCCCUGCAAACCCAUUCGGUGCGGUGGACAGUGGAGAGAGGCAUAUCCAGCACACUCUGGAGACCACCCCUGGAUGUCCCACUGACAGGAGAGACACCAGAGUCUUUAAUGUGGCAGCCCAUCCGGGUCCAGCAGCACCACCAGGGGCUCCCUGCUCUGCUGAAUCAUUAUGUUUUUGUAUAUAGUAGUUUUCCAAGUAUAUAGUAUAUAUAUAUAUAAGUUUAUAUAGUAGUUUUAUAAUAAUUGUUGUAAAUAGUCACAUGAAUGUUUUGUUGUAAAUAGUUUUAUUGUUUUAUACAUGUUUUAUAAGUUUUAUACAAAUAAAUUAGUUAAUAAUAAAUAUUUAAUAAAAAAGUUAGUUAAUAAAUAGUUAAAUAAGUUAAAUAAUAAAUAGUAAAAUAAGUUAAAUAAUAAUAAUAAACAAUGUUAACAGAA